CUAAAAGCCAACAUGACGCAGCAAGCUGCAGCUUUACAGACCUACAACAACGAACUUGUCAAGUGUAUCGAGGAUCUGUGCUCAAAGCGGGAUGAGCUGAACCGUCAGAUCAAGCAGGAGGAGGAGGAGAAGGAACGGCUGCAGCAUGACAUCCGCUUGCUCUCGGAGAAGCUGAGCAGAGUCAAUGAGAGCUUGGCACAAAGACUGGCUGCCCGUGCCACCUUCGACCGCACAAUUGCAGAAACGGAGGCUGCUUACAGCAAGAUCUUGGAGAGCUCGCAGUCUCUUCUAAGCGUCCUAAAGCAGGAGGCAGGGAACCUCAGUAAAGCUACAGAGCCUCGGAGAAAGGAGCACUGA
Molecule: messenger RNA, 357 nt
Organism: Menidia menidia (Atlantic silverside)
Lineage: Eukaryota; Metazoa; Chordata; Actinopteri; Atheriniformes; Atherinopsidae
Source: the annotation of a GenBank genome assembly